CGGACAGGAUGUGAGAGAGGAACUGGGGUCUCCAGUCACGGGAGCAGGAGCCAGCGGGCUGCAGGCGGCAAGGGAACGUGGCCGCGUCGCCUUCUCAGCAUGGGCGUCCCCCUGCCUGGGCGUUGGGCGCUGGCUCUGCUGCUCUUCCUACUGCCCCGGACCCUGCGCUCAGAAAGUCACCUCUCCCUCCUUUACCACCUCACCGCUGUGUCCAAGCCUGCCCCAGGGACUCCUGCCUUCUGGGUGUCAGGCUGGCUGGGCCCCCAGCAGUACCUGAGCUACAGUAACCUGAGGGCCCAGGCUGAGCCAUGUGGAGCAUGGGUCUGGGAAAAUCAGGUGUCCUGGUACUGGGAGAGAGAGACUGCGGACCUGAGGAUCAAGGAGAAGCUCUUUCUGGAAGCUUUCAAAGCCCUGGAAGGAACAGGUCCCUACACCCUGCAGGGCCUGCUGGGCUGCAAACUGGGCCCUGACAAUGCGUCGGUGCCCACCGCCAAGUUUGCCUUGAAUGGGGAGGAGUUCAUGUCAUUCGACCUCAAGAAGGGCACCUGGAACGGGGACUGGCCUGAGGCCCAGGCCAUCAGUCAGCAGUGGAUGCAGCAGGCCGAAGCAGCCAGCAAGGAGAUGACCUUCCUCCUCUACUCCUGCCCCCAGCGCCUGCAGGGGCACCUGGAGAGGGGCCGCGGGAACCUGGAGUGGAAGGAGCCACCCUCCAUGCGCCUGAAGGCCCGACCCAGUAGCCCUGGCUUUUCCGUGCUUACCUGCAGUGCCUUCUCCUUCUACCCUCCGGAGUUGCAACUUCGAUUCCUACGGAAUGGGCUGGCAGCUGGCUCUGGAGAAAGUGACACUGGCCCCAACGGCGACGGCUCCUUCCAUGCCUGGUCAUCACUCACAGUCAAAAGUGGCGACGAGCACCACUACCGCUGCCUUGUGCAGCAUGCAGGGCUGGCACAACCCCUCACCGUGAAGCUGGAAUCACCAGUCAAGUCCUCAAUGCCAGUGGUUGGAAUCAUCAUUGGCUUCUUGCUGCUCAUGGCAGCAGCUGUAGGAGGAGUGCUAUUGUGGAGGAGGAUGAAGAAUGGGCUGCCAGCCCCUUGGAUCUCUCUCCGUGGGGAUGACACUGGGGCCCUUCUGCCUGCGCCUGGCCUGUCCCAGGACCCUGACUCUCAGGAUGUAAAUGCAUUCCCAGCAACUGCCUGAACAUCCCCCCAUUCUGGCUGCUAAUAGCUAAAGUAGUCAGGUCUCUUUCAUGCUGUGAGACCUCCUGGAAUCCUGGUAUCUCUGAGCCUCCAGAAGGAGUCCUGGGCCCCAUUGUCAUCCCUCUGGAUCCCUCCUCCUGUGGUCUGCCUCCGUUCCCCUUCUUAAAAUGUAUAUGGCUCUUUUCCAUCUCCACAAUAUAACGUGUUUGGGCCCAAA
This is a messenger RNA of Otolemur garnettii (small-eared galago), 1413 nucleotides long. RefSeq names its product Fc fragment of IgG receptor and transporter (gene FCGRT). The coding region runs from base 100 to 1197 and encodes 365 amino acids. Gene Ontology annotation, cellular component: external side of plasma membrane. NCBI's taxonomy places the organism in Eukaryota, Metazoa, Chordata, Mammalia, Primates, Galagidae. The record is from RefSeq and is a predicted model, not a curated record. Gene Ontology annotation, biological process: immune response. Gene Ontology annotation, molecular function: beta-2-microglobulin binding. The transcript is spliced from 7 exons.